CCGCUAGAGGGCGCAUAACAGGAACAGACUAGAUGUCAGACGCAGCUACACACGAAGAAGAAGAAGAAGUGGAGCGAAGAAAAAAAUGGCGGCACCGUGUGGUCAUUAUCGGGGCUUAUAAAUCCGCGCUAUUGUCUUCAAAGGAACCUGAGGUGUGUUACCUUUUCCUGACGACGAUGGCCACUCAAAGAGUGUUACCUCAGAGCAAAGAGACUCUGCUGCAAAACUACAACAAGCGACUGAAAGAUGACAUCAGGUCCAUCCUGGAUAACUUCACCGAGAUUAUCAAAACAGCAAAGAUAGAAGAUGAGACGCAGGUAUCUCGACCGACCCAAGCAGAGCAGGACCAUUAUGAGAUGCACGUUAGAGCAGCUAACAUUGUGCGUGCUGGUGAGUCACUGAUGAAGCUGGUGUCCGAUCUGAAACAGUUCCUGAUUCUGAACGACUUUCCCUCCGUGAACGACGCCAUCAGCCUCCAGAACCAGCAGCUGCGAUCACUGCAAGAGGAGUGCGACAAGAAACUCACAUCGCUUCGUGAUGAGAUCGCCAUUGACCUGUAUGAGCUAGAGGAAGAAUAUUACUCCUCCAGCUACAGUCUGUGGGACAGCACUGAUCUGCCCUUGUGCGAGGCCUACCGGCGACAGGACAGCUGGGCCUCUCCAGGCAGCAGCUGCAGUUCUACACCAGGUGACCGAGAGGACGUGGAUGGGCCUCCCUCACAGGAGACAAACCCUCAACACCAUCUUAACGGACACAGUGCAGCAUCGAUAGAAAAACCCUGAGGAAACUAAAUGCUGAUCGAACCACUUCUGCCCUAUUUGGACUGUAGUAGUACAGCUAAUCUAGUUUCCCAUUUUGCAUUGUGAAAUAUUGCAGAUCACAUACUGAAUCAACUAAAGACUAAAGCACUGGUAUUUCAUGACUUUCAAUUUGCAUAAAGAUAUAAAGAAGAAAACAAGAACUAGUUUGGACAAGAAUCUGCGGAAUAAUUCACAAAAAUGAUUUAUUUAAAACUUACAGAAAUUACAUUCCCUCCUUUGUUUUCAUACUUAACAUGGAUGUAGACUUUUACACUGACCAAUGCUGAGGGCAUUUUUGUAACAUUAAAAGUUUUAUUUUGUUGGACUAA
This is a messenger RNA of Sphaeramia orbicularis (orbiculate cardinalfish), 1129 nucleotides long. RefSeq names its product mediator complex subunit 22 (gene med22). Gene Ontology annotation, biological process: regulation of transcription by RNA polymerase II. Gene Ontology annotation, molecular function: transcription coregulator activity. Gene Ontology annotation, cellular component: mediator complex. The record is from RefSeq and is a predicted model, not a curated record. The transcript has 5 exons. NCBI's taxonomy places the organism in Eukaryota, Metazoa, Chordata, Actinopteri, Kurtiformes, Apogonidae. Bases 33 to 782 code for a protein of 249 amino acids.